Molecule: messenger RNA, 1415 nt
Organism: Populus nigra (black poplar)
Lineage: Eukaryota; Viridiplantae; Streptophyta; Magnoliopsida; Malpighiales; Salicaceae
Product: extensin-like
Exons: 2
Coding region: 30-1142 (370 amino acids)
Source: RefSeq, a predicted model, not a curated record
UCUGAAGUUCUAUCCCUGUCCUCUUUGCAAUGGCUCUAACCCAUUCCUCCUCCGCCACCUUCUUCCUGCUCUUGUCAUUGUCAGUGAUUGCCUCCGCUGGCGGUUACGGCUAUGACCAAAAGCCAGAUACAACCAAGCCAAAUUAUACUUACAACCCAAAACCACAGCCAGACACUUCCAAACCCAAGUAUAGUUAUGACCCAAAACCACAGCCAGACGUUGUCAAACCAGACCUCCACAAACCAUAUUACGACUCCAAUCCGAAGCCAACCCUACCCAAACCAAAAUUCACAGAACCAAAACCAGACAACGGGUAUGACUCAAAACCAUACCUUGGCCAGCCAACCAUCCCCAAACCAGACACUGCCAAGCCAAAUUAUGGUUACAACCCAAAACCAGAAGUUCCCAAACCGAAAUUGACAAUGCCAAAACCCAACUAUGGUAAUGACCCGAAACCAAAGUUGAUCGUACCCAAACCAGACACUGCCAAGCCAAAUUAUGGUUACAACCCAAAACCAGAAGUUCCCAAACCAAAUUAUGAAUAUGUUCCGAAACCAAACCUUCUGAAACCAAAGAUGACUGUACCCAAACCCGAUCAUGGUUAUGAACCGAAAGAGAAGGUUUAUGAACAACCAAAGGCAACUACACCGAAGCCAGAGAAUAUCACGCCACAUGAUGGGUAUGCCCAAAAACCAAAUCUCCCGGAACCAAAGUUAUACAUACCAAAACCAGGUAAUGACAAACUGGACUAUGAGCAUAGCCCAAUCGGCGUAGAAGGUUUUGUCCUCUGCAAACAAGGCUCUAACUAUACCCCUAUUGAAGGAGCUGUGAUAAGAAUAGCCUGUACUGCUGUGGACCAGUAUGGUUACAAGAAAGUCCCUUUCUCCUGCUCGACAGAAGCAACUAAUGCAAAGGGUUACUACUUCAAAACAUUGCCAGCUUUAAAGCUCACAGAAUGCAAGGCUUACCUUGAAAGCUCUCCAUUGAAAACCUGCAACGUUCCAACAGAUAUGAACUAUGGGAUUACGGGUGCUCCCCUUUCAGCUUAUCACAUUCUCCAUGACAAGAAAAUAAAACUGUACUCCAUGAGGACCUUCUUCUACACCUCGACGAAACCUACAUCAACCCCUGCUGGCUAUUAAAUUGUCCUCUCUCCAUGACUACAAUUCAUCUAUUUUUUACAUUGUUUAAAGCUGUUGUAACGGAUUGAUUUCCUUCUUGUCGUUUAUGGGCUUUUGUCUUGAUGAGUUUCAUUAGUGGGGGAGUUUUGUGACAAAUUCUCCAGUUAAGAUAUUUCUUUCUUUUCUUUUUGGGAGAUUAAUGAUGUAUCAGUAUCACCAAAUAUUAAUUAAUGAACCACAAGGUCAUUGAUUUUUUAAAAAAAAUAUAUAAGUUAAAGACUCGUAUUUUUUGUA